CAGACGGUCGUUGUCUCUGAGAGCUGAAAUGGCGCAGAAAGGAACUCAGCUGGAUCAGGAAACCUUCUCUUGUUCCAUCUGUCUGGAUCUACUGAAGGAUCCGGUGACUGUUUCCUGUGGACACAGCUACUGCAUGAAGUGUCUUCAAAGCCACUGGGAUAUAGAGGAUGAGAAGAAACUCUACAGCUGCCCUCAGUGCAGGCAGACCUUCACACCGAGGCCUGUCCUGCUAAGAAACACCAUGUUAGCAGUUUUAGUGGAGGAGCUGAAGAAGAGCGGACUCCAAGAUGCUCCUGCUGAUCACUGCUAUGCUGGAGCUGAAGAUGUGGCCUGUGAUUUCUGCAGCGGGAGGAAACUGAAAGCCCAGAAGUCCUGUCUGCAAUGUCUGGCCUCUUACUGUCAAAAUCACCUUCAGCCUCAUUUCUUAUCACCUGCAUUUAAAAAUCACAAGCUGGUGGAGCCGUCCAAGAAGCUCCAAGAGGAUGUCUGCUCUCGUCAUGAUGAGGUGAUGAAGAUGUUCUGUCGCACUGAUCAGCAGUCUAUCUGUUAUCUUUGCUCUGUGGACAAACAUAAAGGCCAUGACACGGUCUCAGCUGCAGCAGAGAGGGCCAAGAGGCAGAGAGAGCUGGAGGUGAGCCGACAAAACAUCCAACAGAGAAUCCAGGACAGAGAGAAAGAUGUGAAGCUGCUUCGACAGGAAGCAGAGAACAUUAAUUGCUCCGCUGAUAAAGCAGUGGAGGACAGCCAGAAGAUCUUCACCCAGCUGAUCCGUCUCAUGAAAAAACAACACUCCACUGUGACCCAGCAGGUCCGAUCCCAGCAGAAAAGUGAAGUGAGUCGAGUCAAAGAGCUGGAGGAGAAGCUGAGGCAGGAGAUCGCUGAGCUGAAGAGGAAAGAUGGCGAGCUGCAGACGCUGUCACAAACACAGGAUCACAACCAGUUUCUACACGACUACCCCUCACUGUCAGCACUCAGACAACCUACACACUCAUACAGCAUCCAUAUCCGUCCUCUGAGGUACUUUGAAGAUGUGACAGUGGCUGUGUCAGCAGUCAGAGAUACACUACAGGACGUCCUGACAGAGACAUGGACAAACAUCUCACUCACAGUGACUGAAGUGGAUGUUUUACUGCCAAGACCAGAGCCCAACACCAGAGAGGAGUUCAUCAGAUAUUCAUGUGACAUCACACUGGAUCCAAACACAGCACACAGAUAUCUGUUAUUAUCUGAUGGGAACAAAAUAGCAACACGAACAAGUCUACAACAGUCUUAUCCUAGACACCCAGACAGAUUCACUGACUUAGCUCAGGUCCUGAGUCGAAAGAGUCUGACUGGACGUUGUUACUGGGAGGUGGAGAGGAGAGGAGAAAUAUCUGUAGUAGUCGCAUACAAGAAUAUCAGCAGAACAGGGGAUGAAUGUGGAUUUGGGUACAAUGACAAAUCUUGGGCGUUAGAUUGUCAUGACAGUGGUUAUAACUUUUGGUACAACAAUGUCCUGACUCCUGUCUCUGGUCCUCGGUCCUCCAGAGUGGGAGUGUACCUGGAUCACAGAGCAGGUAUUCUGUCCUUCUACAGCAUCUCUGAAACCAUGACCCUCCUCCACAGAGUCCACACCACAUUCACUCAGCCUCUACAUGCUGGACUUUAUGUUAUUGGCACAGCUGAGAUGUGUAAGCUGAAGUAGACAGAAGUCAUUUAAAGGAAAAGUGGUUUAACUUCUGUGUUUGAAUCCUUCAGCUUAAUUUUUCUUCAUGUUUGUUGCUGAGAGCUGAUUGGACCUCAUUUACCAACCAUCCUUACUCACAAACCUGUUCCUCUAACUAACUUCUGGCUCAUUUAUGCUACAAAUGAAAAGAAGAUCUGAGUGUUUUAAACCACACAACUGUCAUUGCUCAUGCAGGUUUGUACUUUCUAAUAUUUCACAGUUAAACGCUCAUGAUUGGCUGACUGAUGUGACCUUUAUUUCAAUCAUAUCUUACUCAAGACCAGAUGACUUUAUCACCAAACACAAUCUACUGGAUGGCCAAGCAAACAGAUUUAGAAAUAACACGACAUCUUCAGUGGCUCUCAUGGAAUUUUGUAGAGGAAAUAACAUCAGACACUUAAAACAAGGAAGAUGCUGCAUGAAUCUGACACAAUAGGUCAUCAAUUAUUAAUAAUAAAACUUCAGAAAUAUGGAAUAAGAGGAGGAGCACUCAUUUGGCUCGUUGCUUACUUAGACCAUAAUUCAGUAUGUUCAUAUCAAUCAAGUUCAUUCAGAACUAUUACAGGUUCAGUGCUGGGGCCAUUACGCUUCAUUUAGUAAAUUAAUAUAUGUGAAUGUUCUUUAUACUGACACCAUUUCUAUUUGCUUAUGAUACAGAUUUACUUUAUUACAGUGACAAAAUGAUAAAAACCUUUGGAUAUCAUUGGAGAUGAAUUACAGAAACUCAAGAGUUGGCUUGAUUCAAAUAAACUAUCACUGAACCUAUGCAAGACUCAAUUUAUCAUUUAGGGCAGUGGUUCCCAACCUGGGGUCUGGGACCCCCUAGGGGGGCACCAGAGGUCUCAGGGGGGUACAAGGCUUUGUCUGCUCUGAGGUUGUCAAGAUUAGAUUGGCAUAUAUUAGCUUAGAUCAUGGCUAAACUUUACAUAGUUAUACAAAUAUCUUUCGGUGCAAUGAACAUAUAUAAACCUGUUUUGUUUUGGAUUUUGUCUCUGAAACAAUAUUGAUGUUGAUUUUUGAUGCUAAUUGAUCACUAUUUUAUUCAUGUGGGUCUUCAGGGGCUCAGCUUUUCUUACAUAUAAGUAGGGGGGCUCUACACUCUGACAAAUUGCUGUAAAUUUACGGGGAAAUUUCAACGGUAAGAUCCUGUUAUGUUUAAAUACAGGACAACCCUGUAAAAUAACAGUUUAGAACAGUAUUUUACUGUGUUACUGCUUCAAGGAAAGAAAACAGUAAUUUCUUGUAUUUUUACAUUGUAUUUUUGGGAACAAGAAGCUGCGAGCCCAUGCUUGGAAGAAGAGUGAAGUUAGAAAUCACAUUGUUCUCCAGCUCCAUCCUAACAAUAAACAGGUUAAUGCCUUACUGCUUUGCUAGAAUAGGCAAAAACCAUCACUUACUAAGUUUGAGGUCAUUUGUAAGAUUAGCAUUAGCUAGAGUUUGACACGACGCACAAACACCGCAGGCACACAGAGUGAGUAAAUUCUUUGCCAGCUAACAUUAGCUUGAUCUUAACAGUUACUAAAAUUGAAUUCAGAUAAUUCUUUUGUUGUAUUAUUACCUCCGCCAAGGAGGUUAUGUGAGCGGUAGGGUUUGUUUGUUAGUUUGUUUUUUAACUCAAAAAGUUAU
Messenger RNA from Cheilinus undulatus (humphead wrasse), 3331 nucleotides. Its product is annotated as tripartite motif-containing protein 16-like. The transcript has a single exon. Gene Ontology annotation, molecular function: protein binding; zinc ion binding. The record is from RefSeq and is a predicted model, not a curated record. Bases 29 to 1684 code for a protein of 551 amino acids. Lineage: Eukaryota; Metazoa; Chordata; Actinopteri; Labriformes; Labridae.